This is a messenger RNA of Bombus pascuorum, 5071 nucleotides long. RefSeq names its product basic-leucine zipper transcription factor A (gene Drep2). The transcript is spliced from 5 exons. Bases 491 to 2035 code for a protein of 514 amino acids. NCBI's taxonomy places the organism in Eukaryota, Metazoa, Arthropoda, Insecta, Hymenoptera, Apidae. Gene Ontology annotation, biological process: regulation of apoptotic process; apoptotic process. The record is from RefSeq and is a predicted model, not a curated record.
AAGAGAAACAGAGAUAGAGAGAGGGAGAGAGAGUAAGAGCGAAAUCGUGAGUGUGAGAGACGGAGAAGGACGAAGAGAGGAAGAGAAACGGUGUCGCAUCGCAAGGUGUUUCGGUAUACGGUGCACGAGACGGAGAAACGUUCGUAAGAAGAUCACGAGAGGUUCGGGUCGAAGGAAAAACAAGCAGGCGGGCAGACAGAGAGGCGAAAGACCAAUAAGAGAAAGGGCAAGAAACGCGCGGAUCCAAGAAAAAUCGAGAGAAACGGGCCGAGAAAGAGAGAGAGAGUGAGAGAGAGAAGAAGAAGAAGGAGCGGGAGCACAAGAGAAAGAGAGAGAGAGAGAGAGAGAGAGAGCGCGCAAGCAAGGGUGGGCGGACAGUAGUGCACGAGAGCAUCCCGUCGCCACGAUAAUGCGACGUGCAGCUUCUUUGCUCGUUCCUUCUGAAUAAGUGCUUGGUGGGACGGUCCCUUACCUGCAGGGAUAUGACGUAAUGGCAAGAGAGGAGUUACGGAGCAAGAGACCUUUUAAGAUAUGGGACAGCUGGCGUAACGUAAGAAAGGGACUGUGUGUUAGCAAUUUCGAGGAACUGAUACACCAGGGUAAGGAGAAAUUGGGCGUGCCUCAGAACGAGAAUGUCUCCGUAGUUCUGGAAUCGGACGGAACGCAGGUCGAGGACGGCGAAUAUUUUAAAACCCUAGCAAAUAACACGAUCCUGUUGUUGUUACGGCAUGGUGAACGCUGGUGUCCAACUGGGGUCGACAUCAUACGCGCCGCGAUUUCGGCAAUUCCGAAAAUAGUCUGCGAAACGAUCCACGCCCUGGAGCUACACGAUGAGACGCCGUCGUGGAAGAUCAUGGACAAUAAGGGACGAGUCACGGUGGUGCUGCACUGGGAUCAGCGUUCAUCGACGUCGUCGCAGGCGCAGCAACAGCAGAAAGGUCAAGAUGUGCAGGCCUCCAAGUAUUCGCCGACUAAGAAAACCGACCUGAGCGGUAGUCAACGGCCGCCCUUGGUCAUCCAGACCAGCCUGGACAAGCUCAACUAUGCAGGGAAGCUGGGUCACCUGGCGGCAGAAGUUGGUCCUAGCCGCUACACCAGCCCCCAUAUCACUGUGAUAAAUCAUGACGACAUGCAGCAGCAGCAGCAGCAGCCGCAGCUGCAGCCGCAGCCUCAGUCGCAGCCUCACGGGAUCCCAGGCCGUCUGGUGAAGCAGGGUACCAACUCGUUCGACAGCACCACCAUCCAUAUCCACACGCCGGAAUGCUCGAACCAUAUUCAUCAGCCGGUAGCGAGGAACGGGAGCCCUGUCAACGGAGCGGACGGCGGUGCCAGCGGAGAAUGCGACUUCCAUUGUUGUGCCCUUCACGAGGAGGGCCGUAGAAUCGCGGUGCACAAGUCGGUGGCUACAUCGCCGAUCCAGGAUGCCCAGCAUCAGCAGUAUCAGCAGCAGCAUCAUCAUCCGCAUCCGCAGCAGCAGCAACAACAAACGCAGACUCAAACGCCCUCGCCUCAGCCACCUUCUUCUCUGUCGGACGGGACAAGACGAGCAGGCCUGAGCAAAGGUCACGUGAGAUUCUGCGACACCGCGGACGAGGAGUCGAGCUCCCGACUUUCCGGCAACUCGGCUGCCAGCUUUCAUCUUCAUCAUCAUCAUAAUCAUCAUCAGGAGCACGACAGCUCCGAAUCCGAGACCGAGAAUACGAUCAUGGAGGACGAGAUCGUGACCUCGGAGAAAUUUUUACUGCUCAUCGAUCAGCUCACCGUAGACCAGAAGCACUUAAGCAUCAAGGACAUCGGUAUCAUCCUCGAACGGCUCAGCUCGAAGAUCCUCGAUGUCGAGCGGCUCGACCGCGAGAGCGAGAGCGAGGAGUGUUACAACUGGACGAUUAAGGCUAUUAUUAGGGGAGACGUGUUGCGGGAGCUCGGAGUUAUUUACAAUGGAAAUUAUUACGCGAUCUCGGAGCAUCCUGGAUAUAAGGAGGAAUCCGAGGAGAAUAACGAAGAUAACGAGGAGGAGGAAGAGGAUAGACUUUAAUAUGAUGCUGUUUUACUAGAUAGAUAGAUAGAUAGAUAGAUAGAUAGAUAGGUAGGUAGGUAGGUAGAUAGGUAGAUAAAUAGAUAGAUAGAUAGAUAGAUAGAUAGAUAGAUAGAUAGAUAGAUUAUACACCUAUUAAUGGUUAUUAUUAACAUAGUACGUAUCGAGCUGCAGGAAGGGGGAAACGUUUAAAAGGGCGAAGAACGCGAAUGAAAAACACGGGAAAUAGAGGAAGGUUCAAUCGGCGGAGGGUCGGACGCACGAACAUUCUCAGAUUUUUUGAUAGAAAAUCGGGUUUGGGUAGGAAGGCCGGGGAUGACGAUAAACGAGCGGCAAACGUGAUUUUUUUCAAAAUGUUUUCAUAAUAAAACGAAGGUCGCGUUAUAAUAAAAAAAAAAAAAAAAAAAAUCGUACGCUACCUUGUAAACUUAGUUCUAAAAACGGUUGUUGAAAUAUGUACUUAUUAAAUAGUAUAUAUACUUGUAGGAAACAUUUUUGGGAUUACGGACGUUGACUCCGUAACCGUCCACAACACUGCCCUAUCUAAAGAACAAAAAAAAAAAAAAAAAAAAAAAAAAGCAAAAAAAAUUCAGACCUAGAGAAAGGAAAGGAGGGGAAUAAGAGGAGAACGAAACAAGAUAGAGACUCAAUCUGUUUGUGGCUGUCUGUCGAGCUGUUCUGCGUUGUUUUUCGUCCCGCUCGAUCUACGACGACGAACCGACGGAAACUAGAACCGAACUCUCGAUUGAACGUCGCGAAACACAAAUACGUAGAGAGGCAAAGAGAUAGACAGAUAGAUGGAUGAGAGAGGCAAAGAGUAGAACGACUACACUCGAUGAUCACGAACGGCCAAAAAUUCGUUUCUGAUCUAGCGUGGAAAAUGCGCCGUGUCAUUGAAAAGAAGAAUGCAGAUCCAGCAGAAAAAGGCACAAGAAAGAGAGAGGAAGAUCGAAAAGAAAGAGGAUAUGUACACCUCGAUUUAUUCGUCGUUUGUCAUCGAUGUAAAUUCUCCUAAGAUUCACGAGCAAAAUCGUGAUUUGCGUAGCAAGAGUCCCUUGCAGUCGGAAUCGGACUGCAUUCCACUGUGCCAAAGGAUUCUCGUUCCCCUUCGAUCGUCAGAGCGCGAGCCGUUUCAAUCGAAAGUCAAGCUACAGAUAGCCUCGAGAGUUUCGUUCGAAGGAGGUCGUUUGAAAUGAAAAUUUUGUUCCUUGUCAGUUUGUAAGAAACGAAUUAAAUCAACUGCCCGGCUCUCGCUAUGUAUAACACACGGUACACGUACUAUGACAUGCGACGCGUUGUUUCAUUCACGUACGUUACACACCAUACAUUAUACAUGCACAUACACAUAGAGACAUACGAAGUACAGUCGUCUAACACACAGAGAACACAUGCACGCGAUACGGUAUAUAGAGAAUACGGAAGACCUCAUUCAGGAUUUACGUUAGCGAUUACGCUACGAUAAGUGAUACCGAUACAUAAGAGAAUUAGUCGCGCCACGGACAAGUUUAUCCGGCGUACUCCGUGAAACUUUGCAAUUUUAAUAUAUUUCUAUUGUAAGUAUACUUGACACUGCGAACAAGAAUACGACGAAAAAUAUUCGAUAACGUAUGUAGCGAAGGCGUCGUGCAAAGAAAUCACACUUUAUACAUAACGUGUGUGUAUAUAUAUAUAUACAUACAUACAUACGUACGUACAUACAUAUAUACAUACAUACAUACAUAUACAUAUGAAUAUAUACCUAAAUUACUGCUCCGUAAAGAGAGCUUGGUGCUCGGGAUAAGAACCAACGGGGUAAAACUGCACGUAUGUGUACGUUGCAUAGAAAGAACAACGUUUGGUUCAGUUCGUUUGGUUUUCCGGGUGAGAGCCGUUUCCUUGUGGCAUGGUCUUCGCGUACCUCGUUCCGUCCUCGAUUUUCUCGCGCGUUACGUUUCUUGUAUCGACUAGGGGGCUAGAUGCGAGGGGAACUCGACCGAACGAGGAGGACGAAGCGUAAAGGUACGAAAGGCAACGAGGAUGAACGAAACAGCGAGAGAGUACAAGUUCGAAUGCGCGCCUGUGCGAAUCUUCCGUUAUGCGAGAACGAGUGCGUGUCUGAAAGAACGGAACGAGAAGACCAAGAAGAAGAAGAAGAGAGAGAGAGAGAGAGAGAGAGGGAGGAAAAGUGCGAGAAAGGGUAUAGAAAUAAAGGGAAAGAUGAAGAGAGAACGAGAUAAAACGAAGCGCGUCUUUUGUUGGGCGAAAUGUCACUUCUCUUCUCGUACCGACGGAUGCUCUUUUUUUUUAGUCUGAUUCAGUGGAACAGAGUGUGUUACAUGUGCUUUUAUGAAUUUAACGCUACACGACUUGUGCAUCUCCCGAGGGAUGUUUCUACCGUUCAGAACCCGUUUGCAGGUUUUUUCGUAUCGUAGUGCCACUUUAAAUAUUAAUAAAUAAAUGAAUUAUUAAAACUGAAUAAACAAACGGAUAAAUAAAUAAAUGAAUGAAUAAAACAAUAAGAAUAAUAAAGAUAUAAUAAUAACAACAACAACAACAACAACAAUAACAAUAAUAAUAAUAAUAAUAAUAAUAAUAAUAAUAAAAAGGAAUAAAAGGAUUGUUAUAAGUUGUAACUGUUGUUUUUGGUAUAUAAUGCAGGUACUAUAUACCCAUUGAAAACGAACAUGGGGCCUCCGUCAUUCAUUUACGCAGACCUCAUCCUUAAAUCCUUCGCGCGCUACGAGGCACACACGCGCCUUCUUUAUCGGAUUUUGCCCAGGAUGGCAUACAUGUUUUGCGAUUUUUUCCCGUGCUAGACGAUUCGCCCCGAAGCGAUUCCUGCCUUUUCUUUCUUUUUUUUUUUUCUUUUUUCUUCUUUUUAUUCGGCAUUCUUCGUUUCGAGACAAGGGAUCGAAGAAGAUCGAUCGUGAAACGGGAAGUCAAGCGAGGCUGACGGGGCACGCGGUUACGAAGGGGUGAGGAGAAUAGAGGACAUCGAGGCGGAGAAUAUAAGUAACCUCGCAUUACGAUUACCUCUGUAUAUCUGCAUAGCCGAAU